Peromyscus californicus insignis is the source of this 3072-nucleotide messenger RNA. It is a transcript of the gene Cx3cr1, whose product is annotated as C-X3-C motif chemokine receptor 1. The record is from RefSeq and is a predicted model, not a curated record. Lineage: Eukaryota; Metazoa; Chordata; Mammalia; Rodentia; Cricetidae. Bases 259 to 1329 code for a protein of 356 amino acids. The transcript is spliced from 3 exons. Gene Ontology annotation, cellular component: membrane. Gene Ontology annotation, biological process: G protein-coupled receptor signaling pathway; chemotaxis; cell adhesion. Gene Ontology annotation, molecular function: C-X3-C chemokine receptor activity.
CACAAAUAAAGAUGCCCUCAGAGAGAGGGAAGUAUUGGCGUCUGGUGGAGUUUGUGUGGGACUGGGGGACCGACUGGCAUUUCCUGCACAAGUUCCGUUCCUAUCUGCCCAGCCUCCAGGAUUGAUGCCCUACCGCUAGCUUAUCCCUCCGGAGAGACUCAGACACACAAUCUCUUCCAACCUUUUCACAAAUGGCAGCGUCCGUGUCCAUGGGGCCUUACAUGGAUCUCGGGGUUUGUCCUGAAGCAGGACCUCGCCAUGCCCACCUUCUUCCCUAAAUUGGACCCAGAAUACGAGAACUUUGAGUAUGAUGAUUUUGCAGAAGCCUGUUAUGUAGGUGACAUUGUGGACUUUGGGACCAUCUUCCUGUCCAUUUUCUACUCCCUCGUCUUCGCCUUUGGUCUGGUGGGAAAUCUGUUGGUGGUACUCGCCCUCACCAACAGCCGGAAGCCCAAGGGCAUCACCGACAUCUACCUCCUAAACCUGGCCUUCAGUGACCUGCUCUUCGUGGCCACCUUGCCCUUCUGGACUCACUAUGUCAUCAACGAGGAAGGCCUCCACAAUGCUGUGUGCAAGCUCACCACUGCCUUCUUCUUCAUCGGCUUCUUCGGGGGUAUAUUCUUCAUUACGGUCAUCAGCAUCGAUAGGUAUCUGGCCAUUGUCCUGGCCGCCAACUCCAUGAACAACCGAACAGUGCAGCAUGGUGUCACCAUCAGCCUGGGCGUCUGGGCAGCAGCCAUCUUGGUGGCGGCACCCCAGUUCAUGUUCACAAAGAGAAAGGAAAACGAAUGUCUGGGUGACUACCCCCAAGUCCUCCAGGAAAUCUGGCCCGUGCUCCGAAAUUUGGAAGUCAACAUCCUGGGCUUCGCGCUGCCCCUGCUUAUCAUGAGCUUUUGCUACUUCCGAAUCAUCCAGACCUUGUUUUCCUGUAAGAAUCGCAAGAAAGCCAGAGCCAUCAGACUCAUCCUGCUUGUGGUGGUGGUCUUCUUCCUCUUCUGGACACCCUACAACAUCGUGAUUUUCAUGGAGACUCUCAAAUUCUACAACUUCUUCCCUAGUUGUGACGUGAAGAGGGGCCUGAGGUUGGCCCUCAGCGUGACAGAGACAGUGGCGUUUGGCCACUGCUGCCUCAACCCCUUUAUCUACGCCUUCGCUGGGGAAAAGUUCAGGAGAUACCUGGGACACCUGUACAGGAAGUGCCUGGCUGUCCUGUGCGGUCGUUCCGUCCACGUCAGCUUCACGCCAGAAUCUCAGAGGAGCAGGCAGGAUAGCAUCCUGAGCAGCUUUACUCGUUACACAAGUGAGGGAGAGGGCUCUCUUCUGCUCUGAAAGGGUCUUCAUGAGCCUGACUCCACUCAGAACCCAGAGUUCUUGACUCUGACCCACUGUAAUGAGGACAGACCUAUUUUUCCUGUUGUGUCUUAUGUGCAAGAAAUAUGUACCAGAUGCCGACAAAACAGCCCCACAGUGUUUUUGAAAAUUUUCUGUUCAGUUCUUGAAAGACACACACAUCACUCUUAGUGCAAAUGCUGAUCAUCAGGGCUUACAAGAGACAAAGGUUCUAACCCAACUAAUUACAAAAGAGUUGGUGAGGGUUAUCCACAUGACCAUGUGGAUAAAGGAGUGACUAAAUACUCAGACUGAGUGGAAAUCAAGGAUUGAAUCUAGCUAGACCAUCCCCUCUCUGACCUUCAGAUCUUUGAGUAGUGACGGGUAAUCCAGGUCCACAUUCCAUAGCUUUAUCAUCAGAGAAGGACCUCAUCUCUCUCUGAUUUCAAGGUCAACAUUCCCAGGGAAGGGCUUCCAUUGGCCAAGUUGUGUCCCGUCCCGUCCCUUGACUAGGUAGUGGUAUUGAAAAUAGAACUGAUCUAAGAUAUUGUUGGAAUCUCAAGGUUAGAGAUUGAGGGAGACUAUUUCUAUAAAUUGGAGGAUGGGAACAACCCUGAUGAGACAGAAAAGGAGUCUGGGACUGACUCAGGCUCUCCCCUCAAUAACUAGCCUGUGUCUACUGCCAGCCCAACAAUACCUAGAUCUGCAGAGCCACAACUAUGUCUCUGCUGCCAGUGCAAGACCCAGGCUAUGAGAGCAGCUUACUUUCUGUCCCCCAUCCUGAAAGCAUCACUUAUGAUCUAACCACAGGAGUGCCUUCACGCCUGCAUUUACUGACUCGGGCCUCAUUUAUAGUCUGACUGAGAAUUCCGGGACAGUAUAGUUUUGUAACUUGCUUUUUUAAAAAAAACUGGAUUCCAAAUUGCUCUCUGUUCCUGUGUGGCACUGUAAUAACCAUUUUAGAAGUCUUUCCCAGAUGGUGGCCUCAUUGAGGAAGUUGUGGCAUGUGGCUCAUUGUGGUGUGUCUGAUAUCUCCUUGGCAGUCUACAUGUUUGUUUCAAGGAUGACAGACUGAGUCAUGUCUCUCACAGGCUUGUCCAGUGUUUUAACAUUGCAACAUGAUGCUGUCUUCUACAAAGGUCACAAUUGAGAACCUCAAAAUUGAGUUUCCAAAGUGGGGGGACUGGAAAGAUGGCUCAGUGGAUAAGAGCACUGGCUGCUAUUCCAGAGAACUGGGGAGUGGGCGAUUCAAUCCCAGUACCCAUAGAGUGUCUAACAACAGUCUAUAACUCCAGUUCCAGGUGAUCCAACACCCUCUUCUGGUUUCUGAGAGCACCAGACAUGCACAUGGUGAACAGACAUACAUGCACAUAAAAUAAGUUAAAAAAAAAAACUUUAGUUUUUCAAGACAGGCUCUCUCUGUGUAACCCUGGCUGUUCUAAAACUGUCUAUGUAGACCAGGCUCACCUUGAACUCACAGAAAUACACCUGCCUCUACCUCCCAAGUGCUGGGAUUAAAGGUGUGUGCCACCAUGUCAGGCUUAGUAAAUAAACUUUUUAAUUUCAAAAAUAUCUUUUAAGUGUCUUAAGUAAAUUUAUGAUUUGGUUUUGCUCUAUAUUCACCGCUGUCCUGGGUCACACAGUUAGACAUACCUACACUAUGUCUAGCUUACUUGUAAUUCUGUCAAUAAACAUUUGGUGUCCUUCCUGUUUUUAGCAAAUACAAAUCUCACAGCACUCUAA